GUCAUUAUAGAGUAUUUGACCAAUCAGAUUUUAUUUAGAUUUAAACUAACCUGUGUACUAUUAAAUUAAAAUUAAGAAGACACCAUCAAGAACAGUUUGCGGGUACGAGUAAAGCUUUAUAAUACAAUGAACACCACAACAGAAGAUAGUGAGCUGGCUGUCUUGGUGAGUCUCUUACAAGAGUCCAUUUGUGAAUCAGCCAACCUCAAGCAGUUGUCUAGAGUAUGGACAGAGAUUGGUAUGAAUGAGGCUCAACGUCACGAGAGAAGGGAGAGAAUCGUGCUCCAUGUGAAUGACCUACUCGAAGAAAUGUCUUCCGAAGAACUAAAUUUAAAGAUGAAGUUGGAAGAGAGUUUUGAGAGCAAUAAAGCCGAGCUACAGGACCUCUGUAAGCAGCUGUCCCUCAAGGAGGAGGAUGUGCCCAGUGGGAGUGAGAUGCCACUGUAUCAGAGGGAGUCUUUUGUUCGAGGCAGAGUGGACGCCCUCAACAAGAUGAAGUUUGACAGAAAGAAGAGGCUGAAGCGUAUAAUGGAGAUGGAGAGUUCCAUGUGUACUAGCCUGGGUGAGGUGUCUCAGCUCAAGGCAGUCUACAAGAGUGAGACUGUCCCCUCCGAGGAAGACCUCAAGAGCUUCAGGACUAGAGUUGAGGAUCUAGAGUUCACACUCAAUGAGCGGCGAUCCAUCUUCCAAGACCUAUGCAACAAGGUGUCCAAUAUCUGGGCAGAGCUGGAGGAGGAGCCUCAUGGCUAUUUCUCCACUGCACACAAGGACAAGAGUCCACCACUCGUCUUGUCCACUGCUGAGAUGUGUAACAUUGAGGAGGCCUACAAACAGAUUGUGACUGCAGCAGCCAGAUUGGAGGGCAGUGCUCUAGAGAUUCGUGAGAAAAUACAGUCCCUGUGGACACGACUGAAUGUCCCUGAGGAAGAACAAAUGGCCUUCAAUCAGGCACACCUAGGACACAAGCCCAGGGUGAUUGCAAUGUUGAAAGAGGAGCUUGACCGACUCACUGAGCUAAAGAAAGCGAAUAUGAAGCUACUCAUCUGUAACACACGCACAGAGCUACACAAAGCCUGGGACAAGUGUCACUAUGGAGACUCACAGAGACGAGAGUUCCUGCCUGCAUUCUCAGACGACUAUCGUGACGAUGUCCUCGGAGACCUGGAGAGCGAGUUGGACCGGGUGAACGGGUUUUAUCGUGAUAACGAAGAGCUCUUUCAGAAAGUGGAGAAGAGAGAAACAAUGUGGACACAAUAUCAAGAGUUAGUGGCCAAAAGUAGUGAUCCCAAGCGUCUCUUCAGUGCUCGCGGGGGACAACUGCUCAAGGAUCAGCAGCUACAGAAGCAGAUCAAGAAGGACCUAGGUAAAUUGGAGAAGGGGCUCACUGCAGAGCUGAAGCAAUGGGAGGAAGACUGUGAGAGGUACUUCAUUGUACAGGACAGUCGCUACCUGGACACCAUUCAGAGCCAGUGGGAGCAGACAGGGAAGCAGAAACAGAUGGAGAAAGAAAAAAGGCAAAUUGUGAAAGAGGAGCAGACCAUGAUGGAGAUGACCUAUGGCAGCAAGCCUAUUACUCCACUCAAGAAAAUAAUGAAACGCCCGGCUGCCUCUCCCCUCACUAUGCCAGCCAAGAUGCGUAAGGUGGGGCAGUCUCCUUGUGUCAGUGCCACCAGUAACUCUGUCAGGUCCCUCAAUCGACCACCCAGGUCAACCAGUAGGGUCACACGUACUGCAAAGACUCCACUGUAUACUCCACAGAAGAGAUCAGCUAUGUUGAAAGCCCGUCGAGUUCUAAAAGACAAGAAUAGUCAGCUACCUCCACCGGACCCCACCAGUGAGAGCUUCAUCAGUCAGAUCAGUCACAUCAAUGCUUCCCUAGCAUCAGCCGGUACCUACACAGACUUCCAGAAAGGAGCCAGCAGCCAGCCACGUAGCAGUGUCGUCCCAAGAACCUCCUCAAGAACUGACUUUACCUAGCACUAACUGACACACUCUAUGUCAUGUCUUUGCACUGUUUAGAGACUUACAUGUUUUAUCGCUUUUGCAUAUGUGCGUACACCCACUCUCCAUAGCAAUGAUAAUGAUCUGUACUUUA
This is a messenger RNA of Halichondria panicea, 2095 nucleotides long. RefSeq names its product protein regulator of cytokinesis 1-like. Gene Ontology annotation, biological process: microtubule cytoskeleton organization; mitotic spindle midzone assembly. The coding region runs from base 127 to 1977 and encodes 616 amino acids. Gene Ontology annotation, cellular component: cytoplasm; mitotic spindle midzone; spindle. Gene Ontology annotation, molecular function: microtubule binding. NCBI's taxonomy places the organism in Eukaryota, Metazoa, Porifera, Demospongiae, Suberitida, Halichondriidae. The transcript is spliced from 12 exons. The record is from RefSeq and is a predicted model, not a curated record.